UCUUAUCCCUGGAUCUGAACCCAGGCACACAUCUAGAUUAGAAGAUGCCAGGCUCAGAGGAUCUUCCUAAAGGCAAGGACCAGAUACAUUCAAACAGAAACGAACCAUGUUCACUGGGCAGCAACCGAAAGACCUGAACAUCUUAUUCGAUGAGAAUCCAUAUCCAAACUCCAGCCUUCAGAAAAAAAUGGCCUCAAAAAUAAAUGCACCCCCCACAGUACUGCAGGUCUGGUUCAAGAACUGCAGAGCAAAACUCAAGAAAGCCAAAUGCAAGCAUCUUCAGCAAAAACAAGAAACUCCACAACUGCCAAUACCGGAGGGUGGGGUCACCGCCAGUGUUAGCUGGAGAAAUGCAGUCACGCUACCUAGAUUGCCCAGCACUGCUCAUCCAAUUGGCCUGGUGUACACGGGUCAUCAGGUACCCUCAUUCCAGCUUAUCAUGUACCCCAACUUCAAGGUCCAUGCAAAUGAGUUCCUUGGCCACAGAAUGGUCCAUUUUGGUUGCUGCCAAGAUCCUAACGUAUACUUCCUCUACCCAAUUGUGGAAUCCCAAGCUUAUGCUCCAAGCUUCAAUUCUGCUUCUUCUGCCUGUUCAUUUCUACAAAGUUGAGAGAGAUGAUAAAUACAAAAAAUCACAUGCUGAAAAAAGAAAUUCUA
This is a messenger RNA of Callithrix jacchus (white-tufted-ear marmoset), 657 nucleotides long. The record is from RefSeq and is a predicted model, not a curated record. NCBI's taxonomy places the organism in Eukaryota, Metazoa, Chordata, Mammalia, Primates, Cebidae.